Molecule: messenger RNA, 994 nt
Organism: Metopolophium dirhodum (rose-grain aphid)
Lineage: Eukaryota; Metazoa; Arthropoda; Insecta; Hemiptera; Aphididae
Gene: ND-B16.6
Product: NADH dehydrogenase [ubiquinone] 1 alpha subcomplex subunit 13
Exons: 5
Coding region: 181-636 (151 amino acids)
Source: RefSeq, a predicted model, not a curated record
ACUUCAGACUUCUGUGGUGGUAUUAUCACAAAAUCACAGAAUUGGUGUGGUCUUAUCAAAACUGGUAUCACUUUUUUUUUAUAUUCUCAUAAAACAUAUUGCUUUGAUCGUCUCCUAUGGUCCUAUCGGCUAUCGACUUGUCCUUCAUAGCCUCUAUUUUGAAAUAACUUGGAAGUAAUCAUGGCGACUGCAGAGCGUGUAAAACAGGAUAUGCCUCCAAAAGGUGGAUAUCGGAAGAUCAAUUUUGCUCGUGUGUUUCCUAAACCAUUUGCCAGUAGUAGAGCAAUGGUUGGUACAUAUAUAGUUUGCACUGGUGUUGGCUGGUACUUAUACCUUUUAAAUGACCGACUAGUUGAUAGAUAUCAAGUUGAAUCACGUAGUUCACUUAUUGCUAUAACACCACUAUUAGAUGCUGAAGCUGACAGAGAAUAUCUAAAACAAUUAAGAAAAAAUCGUGAAACCGAAGAAAAAUUGAUGAAAAAUGUCAAAGGAUGGAAAACAGGUACUUUAUAUGGUGAGCCUAUAUACAAGACAGUUGAUAAGAAAGAACUCAUUGAACCUGGUUUAAAUGAGUAUUAUGUACAUGCUCCCGAUAAAGUAUUGUAUGACCGAGUAUACUGGCACAAAUAUCUAUAAACACGUAUGUGUGCAAUUUCUACAAGAAUGAGAGUCAUUAAAAUAUUUGUCGUCUUACAUGUGUUUAGAUUCAAUACAACAGUGUAAUUUUUUUUUUUAAUAGUAACAUUAUAAAAAAUAGAAAUAAUAAUUUAUGUUUGUUACAUAUUUUUAUUUGUAGCUUAAUUAAUUAAAAUAUCUAAUUGGUAAAAAUCGAGGUUAAAAUAACAAAGUGUUUUUUAAACCUAAAUUGAUAUUCUACAUUGAAUUAAAAUAAUAGAACCUUUGUACCAUGUCAAAAGUAAAUUUGUAUCAAAUUUAUAAAAAUAUCUAUAAAUGAAUUCUUAAAAAAUUAAAACAAACUUAUUUGUAUUAUGUA